AAUCAAAACUGAUGCAAAAAUGUAGUUGAAUAUCAGUGGUUCGCAUACAAACAUUUGACUAGCCCGUGUAUGGCAAUAAAAUUACAAAGAUGGCUGGCGUUUACGAGAAAAGUGUAACAGACUUCAGGAGAAAAUGGGACAAAGAGGAAUACGAGAAAAUGGCUAAGGAGAAGUUGGAAGCAGAGCAGAUGGCUUUGCUGGAGAAGGAACUAAAGGAACCACCAGUGAAAAGAGAACUUCUCCAACCCCGCGAGUACAAGGUUGAUCUUGAUUCAAAACUGGGAAAGUCUCAGGUGAUCACAAAGACAACACCAGCCUCCCAACAAGGAGGAUAUUACUGCAAUGUGUGUGAUUGUGUGGUGAAGGACUCGAUCAAUUUCCUGGAUCAUAUCAAUGGAAAAAAACAUCAGAGAAAUUUGGGCAUGUCAAUGAAGAUUGAGAGAUCAUCAUUAGAUCAGGUUAAAAAAAGGUUUGAGAUGAAUGUAAAAAAACAGGAAGAGAAAAAGAAAGAGUAUGACUUUGAAGAGAGAAUGAAGGAGCUCAAGGAAGAGGAGGAGAAGCAGAAAGCUUACAGAAAGGAGAAGAGGAAGGAAAGAAAAAGGAAAGCUGAUGACUCAACAGGACUGAAUAUCAAUGUAGAUCCAGACAUGGCUGCUGUGAUGGGAUUCUCUGGGUUUGGUACAACUAAACCUCCCACAUAACAAGAGGUUAAUACUAGUGUGUUGAUGGACAGACAGUUGCAGCACUGUUUUAAUACCGAUAUGUGAAACAUCUUAAAUAAUGACGAGGAACUUAGAUAUAGUAUAGGUACACGAGGGAUACAGACAAUGUACAGUGUCAUACAGGGAAAGGGUUCUAUAUGUAUCACAGCCGUUAAUUUACAAAGGUUUUACACAAACAAAAAACUUUUUAUCACACUGUCUGUACUCCACCUGCUGAUUUUCAAUGUGACUGUUAGAGCAGAUAUUGGAUGUGUCACUUUUCACUGGAGACCUAAAAUAUUUGACAUCACAUUGGAAAAUGGCUGUAUGAUCUAGAGAAAAUACAUCAUUGUGUAACAUUCAGUGUAAAUCAAACAUCAGGUUUAUGUCCUAUUUUACUGUAGUCCUAGAAAGAAAGGACUGGAAUCAUGCUGUUUGUUUUGUUGAUAUUUAACAUUAAUCACUGACAAAAAUACUUUUGUAUCUGGAUUAUUGUGUUGACUAUCUUUUAAUGCUUGACUUCUGCUGACUAGUAUUAAUGACAAUUUAUGUGUAUCACAUAGUUUUCAGUGUGGCUAUUUGAUAUAAAAAAUUGUAAUGGAGAAUAGCUGGCCUUAUUCAGUAUUGGACAACAGUCUUGUAAACACAUGUACAUGAAGUCUAUAUGGGACAAGUACAUAAAACAGGUUGAGCUUUCAUAGGACAAGUGAACAUAGAAUGUCCCAUCCAUGUAAAACAAAGUAAAUCGUGAGUGAAAAUGAGUGGGGAUACUUGUGUGAAUGACUGAGGUGGAGAGCUAGGUGAAAUGAAAACUUGAUGUGUUAGUGUUUAUGUAACAUUUUGAAUGAUAAUAAAUGAUAUUUUAUGUAAAUGUA
Messenger RNA from Pecten maximus, 1576 nucleotides. Its product is annotated as zinc finger matrin-type protein 2-like. Lineage: Eukaryota; Metazoa; Mollusca; Bivalvia; Pectinida; Pectinidae. The transcript is spliced from 6 exons. Bases 90 to 701 code for a protein of 203 amino acids. Gene Ontology annotation, cellular component: spliceosomal complex; U4/U6 x U5 tri-snRNP complex. Gene Ontology annotation, biological process: mRNA splicing, via spliceosome. The record is from RefSeq and is a predicted model, not a curated record. Gene Ontology annotation, molecular function: zinc ion binding; nucleic acid binding.